Messenger RNA from Mucor mucedo, 3273 nucleotides. RefSeq lists its product as uncharacterized. Gene Ontology annotation, cellular component: membrane. Gene Ontology annotation, biological process: potassium ion import across plasma membrane; intracellular sodium ion homeostasis; proton transmembrane transport. The transcript is spliced from 2 exons. Gene Ontology annotation, molecular function: P-type sodium:potassium-exchanging transporter activity; ATP binding; ATP hydrolysis activity. Bases 1 to 3273 code for a protein of 1090 amino acids. NCBI's taxonomy places the organism in Eukaryota, Fungi, Mucoromycota, Mucoromycetes, Mucorales, Mucoraceae. The record is from RefSeq and is a predicted model, not a curated record.
AUGAAAAAUCGUCUUCGACGUAAAGAUUCUACUGUCAGUCAAAACAUUAUCGCUUAUAGAACACUUUCAAUCACGGUUUCCGAAAGUCAGGCUAAAGGUGCAAAGCAUACCAAAAAGACUUCAAAGGAUUUGGUAGAUGAUUUGACCGAUUCGUUUUACCACAAGAUUUCUUUACCAGAUUUAACUCUUCAAUAUAGAACAAGUAUUGAACAAGGUCUCGACACCGAUCAAGCAGUGGCUCGUGUUGCAGAAUACGGUAAAAACGCAAUUUCUCCUCCUCCCAGUAACUGGGCAAGAAAAAUCUUUGGUUAUUUUUUCGGUGGCUUCUGUGGUUUACUUUGGUUUGCUAGUAUCAUUUGUUAUAUCUCUUGGAAGCCCUUGGGUAACCCUGCUCCUGCUCCUCUCAAUUUAGCCCUGGCUGUUAUUCUCAUGUGUGUUGUUUUCGUUCAAGCCUUCUUCACCGCUUGGCAAGAUUGGUCCACGAGUCGUGUCAUGAACUCCAUUAACAAUAUGCUCCCCACCCAAACGUUAGUCAUGCGUGACGGAAAGACUGUCACAAUUGAUGCUGCUCAUUUAGUCCCUGGUGAUAUUGUUCAUAUCAGAAUGGGUAAUAAGAUUCCUGCCGAUUUACGUCUGGUUGAGGUCUCGGAUGAUUUGAAAUUUGAUCGCUCUGUUCUCACUGGUGAGUCUGAUGCUAUUCCUGGUACUGUAGAAGCUACCGAUGAUAAUGUUUUGGAAACUCAUAACGUUGCCAUGAUGGGUACUCAUUGUUUGAACGGUUCUGCUGUUGGUGUGGUUGUCUCUAUUGGUGACAAGACACUUAUGGGUAGAAUUGCUCGUUUGUCUUUGGCUGAUCCUAAUACUCGCACAACGCUUCAAGUUGAGAUUUUGAGAUUUGUUAUUAUCAUUGCUGUCUUGUCUAUUUCCGUUGGUAGUAUAUGUUUGAUUACCUGGGCUGCUUGGUUAAGACGUGAUUACCCUGAUUUCCUUUCUGUAUCUGCUGCUUUGAUUGCUGUUAUUAGUGUUAUUGUUGCCUUUGUUCCCGAAGGUAUGCCUAUUGCCGUCACUUUAUGUCUUACUUUGAUUGCCAACCGUAUGAAGAAAAACAAUGUAUUAUGUAAAGUAUUGACUACUGUAGAGACUUUGGGUAGUGUGAAUGUCUUGUGUUCUGAUAAGACGGGUACUUUGACCGAAAACAAAAUGUUUGUAUCCAAUGCAAGUGUCGCCUCAGAAGAGUUUACUUCAGCUGUCUGUAGAGAGAUCUUUUCAUCAAACAAUAAGGCUACGGAUGGUAUGAUUCCUCUAUUACGUCAUGUCCAAUUGGCUUCAGCUUUGUGUAACGGUUCCUCCUUCGAUUCUACCACUUCACACCUCGAUAUCGCUCAUAGAACAGUGUUUGGUGAUGCUACUGAUUCUGCCAUCUUACGUUUUGCUGAGGGUAUGGAUCCUUCCAAGGCUACGGUUGAAACAAUGCGUGCUGACACCGAAAAGAUUUUUGAAAUUCCCUUCAACUCCAAGAAUAAGUGGAUGAUGUCUAUUAACCGUCCUCUUAAGGCUUCCAUGGCUUCCAAUCUUUCGACUUUGACCACUUCUGUUGGACUUAAAGAUUGGGUUUUAUUCUGUAAAGGUGCACCUGAUGUCAUUCUUAGCAAGUGUUCCAAGGUGUUAUGUUCUGACGGUACUGAGGAAGUACUCACACCAAAGCGUACCGAACUUUUAUUGAACCUUCAAACCAAAUGGGCUAGUGAGGGAAAACGUGUGCUACUUUUGACGCGUCGUGUAAUCAAGUCUGAUGAAACACCCGAGCAAACUGUUGCGGGUACUUCAAGUUUUGCUGCCUGGGCUACCAAGGUGAAUACCGAACUCACAAUUAUUGGUAUGGUUGCCAUUGUGGAUCCUCCUCGUCCUGAAAGUGCUGAAACAGUUUCUGUCUGUCGAGGUGCUGGUAUUCGUUUUUUCAUGGUCACCGGUGAUUUCCCUAUUACUGCUGCUGCUAUCGCUCGCGAAAUUGGUAUCUUUACAACCACGCAUCCUCACACCGUGGCUGAUUUGGAUUAUGCUAAGAAUAUUGCUGAUGUCGUCCCCUAUGUCCCCAAAACAUUUGGUCAGAUUAAGAAUGAUGUUGAAAGUUAUGGUGAUUCUGAUACGAGUAGCACAUUGAAUAAGGAAGGUGCUGCUGUUACGAGUCAAUUCAGCAAAUCUCUUUUAUUGUCCGGUGCUGAUUUAAUUACACUCAAUGAUACACAAUGGGAGCAGGUCUGCCAAUAUGAAGAAAUUGUGUUUGCUCGUACUUCCCCUGAUCAAAAGCUUCGUAUCAUCAAGGAAUUCCAGAAGCGUGAAAAUGUAGUUGCUAUGACUGGUGAUGGUGUGAACGAUGCUCCUUCUUUAAAGGCUGCUAAUGUUGGUAUUGCGAUGGGUGGUGGUAGUGAUGUUGCUAUUGAAGCUGCGGAUAUGAUUUUACUCGAUAAAUUCUCCAGUAUUAUCCCUGCUAUUGAAAAUGGUCGUCUUGUCUUUGAUAACUUGAAAAAGGUCAUUGUUUACUUGUUGCCUGCUGGUUCUUGGUCCGAGUUAUGGCCAGUACUUGUGAAUAUUUUCUUGGGUUGUCCUCAAACGUUGUCUUCAUUCCAGAUGAUUGUUAUUUGUGUGCUUACAGAUUUGGGACCUUCUAUGGCUCUCAUGAUGGAAAAACCUGAAGCUGGUCUCCUUAAUCGUCCACCCCGUCGUCCCAAACAUGAUCGUCUUGUCAAUGCUAAACUUCUUUUACAUGCUUAUGGUUUCAUUGGUAUUAUGGAAAUGGUUACCUCUCAUUUCGUCUUCUUCUUGUAUAUGGGAAUGAAUGGUCUUCCCCCAAGCAAGAUUUUCUUCUCUUUCUCCGAUCUGACAGCAAAAGAAGGUUACCAAGGUAUUCCAGCUGACGAAAUCACUAGAAUGGUCAAUACAGCCCAAUCUAUCUACUUUGUGAAUCUUGUUAUUUGUCAAUGGGGUAACGUUCUUUCUUCCAGAACUCGUCGACUUUCUAUCACUCAAGCCAAUCCUUUAUGGGGACCUAAUCAGAACUUGUACUUGUUUGCCGCUAUGAUAAUCUCUCUUGCUAUUACACUUAUUAUCCUGUAUGUUCCUGUCUUUAACGACGUUCUUUUCACUGCUCCUAUCCCUGUAGCAUUUUGGUUUAUUCCUUUUGGUUGGGCUGCUUUUAUUAUGGUCAUGGAUGAAUCCAGAAAAUUCAUUUCUCGAACUUACCCUAAUAGUUUGAUCGCAAAACUUUCCUGGUAA